AUGAUACACGCUCACGGUAUACCUGAUGAGAAUAUCAUUGUAUUUCAUUACGAUGACCUGGCUGACAAUCCUAAUAACCCAUACCCUGGUACCAUAAUUAAUCUACCUGGUGGACCCGAUGUUUAUAAGGGUGUUCCCAAAACUUAUACUAAAGCUGAUGUGACUCCCGAGAAUUUUUUGGCUGCCCUUAGAGGCGAUGAGAAACUGGAAAAGUCUGGCAAAAAAGUUGUCAAGAGUGGACCCAACGAUCGCAUAUUUGUUUUUCUACAGGACCACGGUGGUGAACAGACUGUAAUGUUUCCAAACGGUGUACUACACGCCCAGGACUUGAACAAAGUGUUGAUUGAUAUGCAUAAGCAAAAUAGGUUCAAGGAAAUGACCUUUUACCUCGAAUCAUGCUAUUCAGGCUCUAUGUUUGACAAACUACUACCUAAUAAUAUUAAUAUAUACGCGGUAACCACCUCUCGACCUGAUCAGCCAGCUUAUUUCUGUUGCUACGACUCUGAAUGGGGAACUGAGCUAGCCACUGAUUUUGCUAAGGCAUGGCUUAAUGAUAGCGACCACAGCGAUUUCAGCAAGGAACUUUUAUCGGAACAAUUUGAAUUCAUUUACAAGUACCAGGGUAAUGAGGAGGCUAUGCAAUAUGGCGACCUGUCUAUUGUAAAGGAAACUGUUGGCACUUAUAUGGAAUUAGAGGGUUUGUUAAGCCGUCGGAAACUAAUGGAUAAACAGAUCGAGGAAUACGUGAAUGAAUUGCCGGCAAUUGACGCCAAUAUCGCAUUGAAUGGCAAACUAGAGCUCAAUCACAGAGACUGUUAUAAACAAUUGGUUAACACUUUCUAUCAUAAGUGUUAUAAUUUAGCAGAGAAUACAUACGGAAUCCAAAAACUGCAAACAUUUGCGAAUAUUUGCGAACAAAUGCGUGACUCGAGUGAUGCGGACAUUGCUGUCAACCGAUUGAUACAACACUGCGAUAGAAAU
Molecule: messenger RNA, 981 nt
Organism: Oppiella nova
Lineage: Eukaryota; Metazoa; Arthropoda; Arachnida; Sarcoptiformes; Oppiidae
Source: the annotation of a GenBank genome assembly